Molecule: messenger RNA, 2797 nt
Organism: Juglans regia (Persian walnut)
Lineage: Eukaryota; Viridiplantae; Streptophyta; Magnoliopsida; Fagales; Juglandaceae
Exons: 2
Coding region: 902-1384 (160 amino acids)
Source: RefSeq, a predicted model, not a curated record
CCAGCAAUGGUCCAAUAGAUGAUUGUAUCUGCUUUUUCAGCCUUGGGCCUGAAAGGUAUGGGUACUAAUUCAACUUCUUGGAUUGUUGAUUCGGAUGCUUCUAAUCAUAUGAUUGGUAAUUCGACUAGUCUUCAUGGUGUUUGUAAGUAUAGAGGCGCACAAAAUAUUCAGAUUGCUGAUGACAGUACACUUCCUAUUACUGUUGUUGGUAUUCAUUUCACGAUAUCUUUGUCUUUCCUGGAUUGUAUACCAAUUCGAUUUCUAUUGGACAUUUGGUAGACAAUAGUUGUGAUGUUCAUUUUUCUCGUGGUGGUUGUAUUGUAUCGGAUCAGGUGUCGAGGACGGUGAUCGCGAAUGAGCCUAAAGUAGGUUGUUUAUUUCCUUUACAAUUUUCUAUUCCUGAUGUUUCUCUUGCUUGUACGACCAUUGCCAAUACUAAUGAAGUCUGGCAUAAGAAAUUAGGUCAUCCUAAUACUGUUGUCUUGACUCAUCUUAUAAAACAUGGUUUUUUGGACAACAAAGAUUCUUUCUCUUCCUUUCUUGUAUCUUUUGAUUGUGCUACUUGUCAUCUUGGUCAAAGUAAAACCUUACAUUUUCCUGCGCAUGGUAGUCGUGCUUCUAAUUACUUUGAGAUUGUGCACACUAACGUUUGGGGUGUGAGUCCUGUUAUUUCUCAUGUUUAGUAUUGUUAUUUUGUGAUGUUUAUCGAUGAUUAUAGUCGAUUCACCUAGAUAUAUUUUAUCCGUUCUAAAGCUUACGUGUUUUCUGUCUUUCAAAAAAUUGUUGUGCUUGUCGAGACACAAUUCAGUACUUGUAUCCAAACUUUACCCUUCAACUCAAGGGGGAGUACAUGUCUCACUCUUCAGACUUUUCAAACUUGUAUGAUUGAAGCAGGCUCCGCAUGUAUGGUUUGAUAAAUUUCGCUCUACCCUGCUUGCUUUUCAUUUUACUUAAGAGUCAGUUUGAUUCCUCUCUUUUUAUUCGCAAGACUUCUGCAGGAAUUGUAUUGCUUCUGGUAUAUGUUGAUGACAUUGUGAUCACUGGCUCUGAUAUUGAAUUAAUUCAGAAAGUACAACAGCAUCUCAAGGCCUCUUUUCACAUGAAAGAUCUUGGUCCCCUGCAAUACUUUCUUGGCCUUGAGGUGCAGAUUACUUCGACUGGUACAUUGUUACACCAGCACAAAUACACGCAGGAGGUGAUUUUAUUGGCUGCUCUCCAAUCGGGUAACUUUGUUCUUACUCCUUUGGAGGUAAAUCUCAAGCUUCAUCAGGAGGAAGCAAGUCAGUCAAUUUAUCUAGACUCCCCGACAUCUUCAUUUAGUUGUUGUCCGACGUAUCAUCCGUUGUCUGAAGGGAACCUUUGCACGCGGGUUGUUCUUUCCUAAAGAAUCUUCCAUACAGUUGGCAGGGUAUAGUAAUGUUGAUUGGGCUAGAUGUGCGGAUACUCUUCGUUCUAUUACUGGGUGAUGCAUGUUCUUAGGCAAUGCACUCAUUUCUUGGAAGAGUAAGAAGCAAGAUAGAGUUUCCAAGUCCUCCACUGAGUCUGAGUAUCGUGCUAUGUCUUUUGCUUGUUCUGAGAUCACAUGGCUUUCCUUAGCUUCAUUCCACUCCUCUCCAUGCUAAUAAUACCAGUGCUAUCGAGAUUGCUGCUAAUCCUGUUUUCUAUGAGCGCACGAAACACAUCGAAGUUGAUUGUUAUUCCAUCCGUGAAGCCUUUGACAAACAUGUGAUUACUCUUCCUCACAUUUCAACCACACUUCAAACGGCCGACAUUUUCACUAAAGCUCUUCCUAGGCAUCGACAUAAGUUCUUGAUUAACAAAUUGAUGCUUCUAGAUUUUCCAGCAUCAAUUUGAGGGGGGAUGUCACUAAGAUAGGAUUUCAUAUCAUUAUCUCUAACACUUAGUUGUACAUUAUCUCAUGCCACCCACUAACUAUUGUAAAUAGACAAACCGAGGAAAUUUGUAGACACAAAGCCAGGAAUUCUGUCACUCACUUGUAGACAUGAAGCUAGGAAAUAAGCCAGGAAAUUUGGCACGAUUAUGUAAACAUUUAUCUAUAUAAUAUGAUACAAUCCCUAUGGAAAAGGUAUUCAGAACAACUUUGACACUUAACAUACUUCUUCCAAUAUGAUCUUAUUCUAUCCUCAAGAUAGUUUCUACUGAAAAUCUUCGAUUACUUAUCCAAAAAAAAAAAGUGAGUGUAAUUCAAAAAGUGAAAUCAACCUUUUCUUCUGAUGCUUAAAAAAGUUGAUGCAAUAUGCAAAAAGGAAGUGUAAAUCUAGUGUUGUUGCUAAUUUAAAAAUAACUGGUAACAUGCCUAGAAUCAAUAUCACUUCUACCAACUGAAAACCAAUUGGUUGUCAUGAAGCUCCCAAUUAAAUGUCACCAUGCAUUGACCAGGUGAUUUUUGAGGUAUGCAUGCAUGUCUAGGCCGAUUGAUUUGCUACAAACAGGGGUCUGUUUGGUUCUAUCCCUCCACAAGUCAUUAAUUAGUUGAUUGCUAGCUGCAUUCUAGAAGGAUUAAUUAUACAUCAUGCCUAAUCUCUCUGGGAGUCUUUUCUAAGUGGAUUGAGAUAGAGUUUGUGGGAUGUUGUGGGGUUACAAGCUAUUUAUUUAACUGAUAUCCAUGUCUUUUGCUUUAUAUAUAUUAAUGUGCGAGGGGAUGUUGUGGCAUGCCUCUGGUUUCUAGAAGCUCGAUAUGUUUUGGAAUUGUAAUAGAAGCUCGACGUGCAAAGGGAGCAGUGAAGGAGAUCUGGCACCAAGUAUUCCAGAAGCUCUUCCUGAUUAAACUAAUGAU